Drosophila biarmipes is the source of this 593-nucleotide messenger RNA. RefSeq lists its product as uncharacterized. The record is from RefSeq and is a predicted model, not a curated record. Bases 9 to 461 code for a protein of 150 amino acids. The transcript has a single exon. NCBI's taxonomy places the organism in Eukaryota, Metazoa, Arthropoda, Insecta, Diptera, Drosophilidae.
CAUAGAGCAUGCAGCACACCAUGGUUGACCACUACAAGUCCAGCCGCAAAUCGGAGAAGUCCAGCAGAAAGUUAGAGAAAAAGCGUUCCGACAAGCUCCACAAGGUGAAGACCCACGAUCCGCUGAAGAAACAGAAGAAGCGGGCUCUGAAGAAGCUCCGUCGCAAUGCCGCCGCCGUGAACUUCCCCUACCAACUCUUCCUGUACCGCCAGGAACUGAAGCGAGCCAGCACGGACUUCUCCUACCUCCGCCUCUCCAAGGCCAAGAUAUUGCUAACCUCCCAGCUGAUCGCCAAGAGGAUGGGCAGCUGCCAUCCCAUGAGCAGUGUGGAGGAGCUCAAGGAACUCAGCCGGGAGGUGCAGUUCCAGAAACGCCUCUGCCAUCAAGUGGAGCGCCUGCAGCAGUUCCGACAACUCGGCCUCACCGAGAUGAUCCUCAACGGCAAGAAGACGACCCUGUAGUCUGUGGAAAUCGGAGGGAGCACGCACGCGGGGACGGGAUGUUAGGCUGGGAUGGGGCAUUAUCUUAAGUUAGUCGGUAGUUUUUAGGUUGUAAUAUUUUAUCAAAUAAAAUAUCACAUGAAAAUCGCAAAA